Molecule: messenger RNA, 1701 nt
Organism: Aspergillus bombycis
Lineage: Eukaryota; Fungi; Ascomycota; Eurotiomycetes; Eurotiales; Aspergillaceae
Product: serine/threonine-protein kinase RIO1
Exons: 1
Coding region: 1-1701 (566 amino acids)
Biological process (GO): maturation of SSU-rRNA
Cellular component (GO): preribosome, small subunit precursor; cytosol
Molecular function (GO): ATP binding; protein serine/threonine kinase activity
Source: RefSeq, a predicted model, not a curated record
AUGGCGUCGACGGAUCCAAGUGCCCAGGCCCCUGGUCUGGCUGAUGGUUUAUCACCUUCGCACACCUACAUCCCAAACCAAGGAUAUAUCAAUGAAGAUGGCACUACCCCCACUAUAGCGGGGCAAGAUCCUGCGCUGCAGGAAGACGAGGAGGACGAGGAGGAGGAAUUCUACGAUGAUAUCUUCGAAGACGAUGACCUGGAGGCAGAGAACAUUUCCUCCUCGAAUCCCGCCGAUCUAACGAAGGCCUUUAACCGCCAGCGCAAAGUGAACGAACUCGCUGCCGACCCGAAUGCUCCCAAGUGGACUUACCCGAAGACCAAUACGCAAAAGCCUAGCAUCAACACCCGUGCAUCAGUUGAUGACCAGAUCAAGUCGUUGACUCGCCAUGCCACAAAGCUCAAGCUUGACGAUGUGCAGUCCGGAUUGGCGGCUCGCGGUGACCGCGGUAAUGACCGAGCCGAUAGAGCAACUUCGGAGCAGGUGUUAGAUCCCCGUACACGAAUGCUUCUGCUACAGAUGAUCAACCGCAACAUCGUUUCGGAAAUUCACGGAUGUCUUUCAACAGGUAAAGAAGCCAACGUCUACUACUCUAUGUUGUUCCCGGAGGAGGAGGAUGCCACUCCCGUGCACCGGGCCAUCAAAGUCUACAAAACCAGCAUUCUGGUCUUCAAGGACAGAGACAAGUACGUGAGUGGCGAGUUCAGAUUCAGACAAGGCUACAGUAAGAGCAACAACCGGGCGAUGGUGAAACUGUGGGCCGAGAAGGAAAUGCGCAAUCUCCGAAGAAUCCAUGCGGCCGGAAUUCCUUGCCCAGAGCCGGUCUACCUGCGACUUCAUGUCCUCGUCAUGGCAUUCCUAGGUAACUCCAAGGGAGUCGCAUCGCCUCGUCUGAAGGACGUCGAAUUUGAUAUCCCCAACCCUGAGACCCGCUGGCGUGAGCUCUACGUCGAUCUGCUUGGCUACAUGCGUGUCAUGUACCAGACAUGUCGCCUGGUUCACGCAGAUCUGAGCGAGUACAACAUGCUUUACCACAAGAAAAAGCUCCACAUCAUUGAUGUCAGUCAGAGUGUCGAGCAUGACCACCCUCGGAGUUUGGAAUUCCUGCGUAUGGAUAUCAAGAACAUUAGCGACUUUUUCCGUCGUAAAUCCGUCGACGUCUUGCCUGAGCGGAUGGUUUUCGAGUAUGUUAUUUCAGCCGAAGGCCCGGCCACUGUGGACCAGAGCGAAGAAAUGCAGGAAGCUAUUGAAAAGCUCUUCGUGGCCCGAGCCGAGAUACCCGACGAGGAACUAGACACUGCCGUCUUCCGCCAACAGUAUAUCCCCCAGACUCUAGAACAGGUUUACGAUAUCGAACGUGAUGCCGAGAAAGUCCAUGCGGGUGAAGGUGAAGACCUUGUCUACCGGGAUCUUCUCGCCAGUGGCAAAUCCGUUGCGCAACCCGACGACGCGGAGAGCGAUGCCGGCUCUGAUGUGAGCGGCGGAGUCUCCGUAGAGGGCUCUGGGUCGGACGAAGAGGACGACGAAGAAAAGGACCCCUUUGAGAAGGGGGCUCCGCGCGGAAAGCGCUUCGUAGACAAAGACACUAAGCGCGACCACAAGCAGAAGGUGAAGGAAGAGAAGCGGGAAAAGCGUGCAAGCAAGAUGCCAAAGCACAUGAAGAAGCGUCUGGUGUCUACCUCUUCACGAAAGAAGAAAUAA